Messenger RNA from Megalobrama amblycephala (Wuchang bream), 2045 nucleotides. It is a transcript of the gene yipf3, whose product is annotated as Yip1 domain family, member 3. The transcript is spliced from 9 exons. NCBI's taxonomy places the organism in Eukaryota, Metazoa, Chordata, Actinopteri, Cypriniformes, Xenocyprididae. Bases 201 to 1229 code for a protein of 342 amino acids. Gene Ontology annotation, cellular component: Golgi apparatus. The record is from RefSeq and is a predicted model, not a curated record.
UUGCGUUUACAGGAAGUGGCGUCAGAAUCCUCGUCGUCAUCACGUUACAUUUUUGUCCCAGCGCUGUACAGCUGGCAAAACAAUUCCCACAAACCAUUUUAAUAUCAAACUACAAUGAGCACCAGACUCAAACUAUAGAUAGUAACGUCUUGAUGCUCUAAAGUUUCUGCUUAUAUUCCUGUUCCGGUGUGUACAAAACAAUGUCGGCAUCACAAGGAAGCAAAAACACGAACACGGAACCAUGGGGUGGAUUUGAUGACAACAUUAUCCAGGGCAGCGGCUCGGCCGUGGUAGACAUGGAGAAUAUGGACGACACCUCCGGUUCCAGCUUUGAGGACAUGGGGGAGAUGCAUCAGCGCAUGAAGGAGGAGGAGGAGGUGACCGCCGAGGCAGCCGCUACAGAGGAAGACAACGGAGAAUAUGGAGAAUUCCUCGGGAUGAAGGGCUUGAAGGGACAGCUGGGCAGACAGGUUGCUGAUGAGGUAUGGCAGGCAGGAAAGCGACAGGCCUCAAAAGCUUUUAAUCUCUACGCCAAUAUUGACAUUCUCCGGCCGUACUUUGAUGUGGAACCUAUUCAAGUCAGAAACAGGUUGGUCGAAUCCUUGAUCCCAGUCCGAAUGAUCAACUUUCCACAGAAAGUUGCAGGAGAGCUGUACGGACCAAUGAUGCUGGUCUUCACACUGGUGGCUAUUCUGCUCCAUGGCAUGAAGACAUCAGGAACCGUCAUUAGAGAGGGAACGCUGAUGGGCACUGCCAUUGGAACCUGUUUUGGAUACUGGCUGGGAGUGUCCUCCUUCAUCUAUUUCCUUGCUUACCUGUGCAACGCUCAGAUUACCAUGCUGCAGAUGUUGUCUUUGCUAGGUUAUGGUCUCUUUGGCCACUGUGUGGUCCUUUUCAUCACUUACAAUGUCCACUUCCACUCGCUCUUCUACAUUCUCUGGCUGGUGAUUGGAGGACUCUCUACUCUACGCAUGGUGGCUGUGCUCAUCUCCCGUACCGUUGGUCAGACUCCUCGCCUCAUCCUGUGCGGCACACUGACUGCUCUUCACAUGCUCUUCCUGCUCUAUCUGCACUUUGCUUACCAUAAGAUGGUUGAAGGCAUUCUGGAUACCUUGGAAGGACCCAACUUUCCACCCAUCCAGAGAGUGGCCAGAGAUGUCCCUGUUGUUGCAAAUGCUGUUGUGAAUGCAACCAUCAAGUCAAUAGCUGCACUUGUACAGUCACAGUGAUCAUAUAUUGGGCUUCUGGGUUGGUCACAGUCCAGCGAGGCUGGUGUACAUAUAUAGGGUCAGGGCAAAACAAAAUCAUGGGGCGCACCUUAGGUCUGAGUUCAGUUUGUAUCUCAUAUAUUGUUCCUGACGCCGUCAAACGGACCCAAAAGGAUGCUUUUAGGUCAAGAUGGCUUCACUUCACUUUGGCUCAUUAAUAUGAGACAUCAGUUUUGGCACACUAUCCCAUUCACUGUACACUUGUCUUAAUCAUUUUUAUUGCUAAGAGUUACCUAUGACCUGCUAAUGUUAGAAGGGUUUGGUUUAUUCAGAUUAUGUGUGGAUUCCUUAAGGAUGCUGAUAAUAAUAACUGAGAUUAUUCUUCACAAUGUUUUGUAAAACCCUGCUGUCAUUAAAUGCAGCUGUAUGUUUGUGCUCGUUAAGAGUGCACUGUCAAUUACUGAGACAGCUAAUGACAUCACACAACACUUCUGUUUUUAGAUCUUGUUGCAUAACUUUUUUUUUUUUUUUUAGAUAUUUUUGAAAAGGAAGUCUUCUUCAAGACUCGGUAAAGAAGUCUGUCUUGAUCGGAAGGCAAAGUGUAUAGAUAAAGAAAAGAAAUAUUUUAUUUGAAGAUGAGAAAGGUUGUUAUGGUGCAUGCAGUCUUUUUUUCCUGAUCCACAUUUAACCAGCCAUUGUGCUGCAGUCUGAUUCCUGCUAUUAAAGCUAUGGUUGGGUGUGAGGGUUUUCUGUGCUCUCUCAUUAUGUUGUCUUUUACAUGUGAGCUUAUUUAAAGGGUCCUUGUAAAGAGAAAAUAAAGAAAUGCUGUUGUCCUUA